Asterias rubens (European starfish) is the source of this 909-nucleotide messenger RNA. RefSeq names its product histone-lysine N-methyltransferase PRDM16-like. The transcript has 2 exons. NCBI's taxonomy places the organism in Eukaryota, Metazoa, Echinodermata, Asteroidea, Forcipulatida, Asteriidae. The record is from RefSeq and is a predicted model, not a curated record. The coding region runs from base 362 to 823 and encodes 153 amino acids.
UGUAAAAAGCCCCAAUAGUGGCCAGCAAAGUGUUUGUGGUGUAUAGAUAGGUCUAUAAUAGAAGAUGGUGUAGCUCUAUUAGGGAUUCCGCGUGAACUUGGGAUUUUGUUUGGACGAGGGAUAAAAGGAAUCAGUCGACUUUGGGAUUAAGAUCCUUUGAUGUUUCAUUAUUCGGAGCCUGGUGUAUGUGAGUAGUGCACUAUUCUUCAGUGGAUGUCCUGUGAGGUUUUUACAGAUAGAGAGUGAGGGUUUUAGACUGCAGAGAGCUAGGGACACCUGUGUGUGGAGUAGGUUACUGAACCAGUCCUGAUAUAAAUGACUCUGGACAUUACUGCUCAAUUGUGAUUAUAGUGAGACCAUCAUGGACGAAGAGACACUCCCCUCCCCACCGUCCCCUCACCAACCCGCCGGGGCGCCGUUAAUCCGACAGCAGUCUUCGCCGGUAACGACUACCUUCGAUACCUACCCGACAGAGAGCAAUAUGGAGACGCAACGACCACAUACGCAUCACCAACAGCUGACGCAGCAACAGCAGCAUCCGGUGUACAUUCCAGAGGACGUCGUCCUGCCACCGGAAUUCGAACUCCGCGAAUCUUGUAUCGUUGAAGCGGGACUAGGUGUGUUUUCAUUGGUUGAUAUACCCGUCGGAGAGCGGUUUGGACCAUUUGCAGGAGUCGAGAGACUUGCCGUUAAAGAUACACAGUGCGCCUGGGAGGUAAGUUCGAAUUCCUUCUCUGUUUUUUGGUUGUCGGAAGAUGUUGCAAGUCGAGCUUUUUUGUUGAACUGUGUCGUCAGAAAGUAUUUGGAAAGUACAUGGUUGUGAAAGAAUCUGCAAGUUGUAUCGCUCAAUUUUUCAUACAAAGUUUUAGAUUUGUUUUUUUUUUGAACAAAUUUGACUGUCCAUGUUAU